This is a messenger RNA of Belonocnema kinseyi, 1574 nucleotides long. RefSeq lists its product as uncharacterized. NCBI's taxonomy places the organism in Eukaryota, Metazoa, Arthropoda, Insecta, Hymenoptera, Cynipidae. The transcript is spliced from 5 exons. Bases 29 to 721 code for a protein of 230 amino acids. The record is from RefSeq and is a predicted model, not a curated record.
UAGUACUAUUGUGUUUAGAGUAAUCUGAAUGGCCUCCUCGCGCCCUAAGUCAAAAGCAAGUGCUUGUGAAGUGCAAAAUGCAAAAGUUACCCACGUGUCAGUGUUUUUUUAUAAGGAAGGUCAUACAGAAAUCGUCGAUAUUUCUAGAAUUUACAAUUUCAAUCGUCAAAACAAAGACGAUUUUGAUAGGAAGAAAAAAUACAAGCUGUGGGCAGAUGAUGACAUUGAAUCUUGUUGGCAUGUGAAUAUACUACGAUUAGGAACAAGCUUUGAGGAUAUGCAAGCUCCAAACCAAGAAAGGCGAUUACGAAUUCCAAAUACACGAAACAGAAGCUUCUUUUCCGAUGACCAUAAUGGUCCCGUUAAAAAGAGCAGGAAAAGAUUGUUUCGUCAUGAAGAAGAUAUUAGCAAGAAGCAACAAAAAUUGUUAUCAAACAGAUCAAGCAUCCUUGAUUCUGAUGACUCAACAGGAACAGAUGUUGAUGGAAUAAUUAAUGAUAUCGAAGAAGGCUUAGUAGCAAAAGAAGCUGGUCAAAAGCAAAGUAGAGAAGAAGGAAAACAGAGUAAAUCUUUACCACCUUUGACAGACCUACCACAAGUUUCAAGGGAUAUACCCAGAAGUUCAUCAUUAACUUCAAUAUCGUCGAGAUCGUUUACUCAGAAAGAAAAUUUACAUCCGAAUAAAAAAUCACGAACACCUGACAUGCGUAUACGUUAUUAAAAAAAAUCCGCUCUUUGGAGCUGCACAAAGAAACGAACCUUUAGAUAGAGAUGGUGUUAAAAAUGAUUCGCCACAGAUAAAUUGUAAACGUUACCCAGAUCUAACAAGAAGUGAAGUUCCAGAAAGAACGAGAAAUAUCGCAAGUAUUGAAAGGCGUUUCGAACAAGAAACUAUUUCUCCAGUAGGGUCUGGCAGUGGAAGAUGAGAAGAAAGUACUCCUCCGUGAGUAUCACCAGGACGAGUAGACAAUGGGAGUCCGCGUAAUAGUCGUUAUGAAGCUCAAAAUAAUGAAAUGCUGUUCGCUUUAAAAUUAACAUAAAAGGUAACGUGGAUCCGUCGGCCCGAGCAAUUAGGCUAAGGAAAAUAUGGUAGUACAUGUCUCAAAAGGUGUAUGAUUGCAAGAGGCCAAAAGCUGUGAGACUAUGAGCUAACUAUGACUGUGAUAUAUGUACGUGUAUGUAUAAAAAUAUACUGUAACUAAGUUAGAAUGUUUUCCCGUUAUCUUCCAAACUUUAUGCGUCUAUGUGUACUAGUAUUUAUAUAUGGUCGUCGAAAAAAUUUAUAAUAAAUUUCAUUGUUCAACAUGUUUUGUUGACAUUGCAUGUCCUAAAUAGAUAUAAGAACUUUGAGACUAGCUAUAAAAUGAACAAGUUGGGUUAAAAGACAUUGACUAUUUUUAAGACUUUAUUCUAUAAUGUUUGCCAAUCAUACCACUAUAUGUUCGGCCGACUGUACACAUAGUUACUUCGUUUGUUUUGAUAUCAGCGUUCAUUUUCAAAGACAUUAGUAGAGAUUAGUAUAGUGAUACGUAUAUUACUUUACACUAGAGAUAAUAAAAAAACAGAAGCCUGAA